This is a messenger RNA of Magallana angulata, 1338 nucleotides long. RefSeq lists its product as uncharacterized. Gene Ontology annotation, cellular component: membrane. The record is from RefSeq and is a predicted model, not a curated record. The coding region runs from base 264 to 953 and encodes 229 amino acids. Gene Ontology annotation, biological process: tissue regeneration; cell adhesion. NCBI's taxonomy places the organism in Eukaryota, Metazoa, Mollusca, Bivalvia, Ostreida, Ostreidae. The transcript has 3 exons.
UAAGCCGUGUCAUCUAUAAUAUGGCUGUUAAAGAAGUGAUAUUCUCAUCUCUGAAUGAAAAACUAAUAUUGCUGAAAAAUGAUUCAGAAAAUCCUCAGAGCGCAUAAUUGUGACGCGUGAGUUGUAUUCGACCUCAUUAUAAGCAGAUUAGGAAAACCCACACAUUCGAUCAAGUGUUUGGAGUUUCCUGAAUAUAUCUUCUAUAUAAUAGAAAGACUAGCCGACAAGGAAGACCUAACUCGCACAUUAACUUAACAGACGAGAUGACUGCCGGCAAUGAGAUUGUACCAUUAGAGGAUAUUCCCAAUGACCAGGGUGGCACUGACAACAGGGAUGGAAUGGCGGGUACAAUCGAUGACAACAGGGAUGGAAUGGCGGGUACAAUCGAUGACAACAGGAAUGGAAUGGAUGAAAUCGAUAUAAUUGUCAAACCUACUGCUAGGCCGACUACCUUGAAUAACAAUUCGGACGAAGUAGACUUCAGACGUUUUCAAGGUUUCGAUGAACCCGAUGCCCCAAACAACAACGGGUCUUCAAAAAAUGUUUUCACUGACAGACAAAACAUCGUUCGAGGACUCUGCGACGCAUCACUGAUGGCGGCAAACAUCUCCCAACUACGCGCGGUAUUGGACGGAGACCAUGGAAACAAAUACUUCAUACCUCUAUUGAUCAUGAUCGGGUUGGCGCUUUUCUGGCAUAUAGUGUUUGGACUUCUUAUGAUUCAAAGAUGGCGAAAAGAAAGAAGAGCCGAAUUGGAACACCAAAGGGAUGUCGAAAAUGCAGCGGGCACGCCGGUGUCUAGGUCAAGUAAUCCACGAGGGGUCACGUGUCUUUGUUCGUGGUGUGAGUGUGUUGAGUGGUAUGACGAGGUCAGCAUGUUUUGUAUGUAUUUCGUGAUUAUUUUGAACGUUGCAAUCGCAGGACUAGGUUUGACGUCGACAGACAACAAGUAAUUUUGGGUAAGCAACAACUUUUAUAUCAUUGUUUUAUAUCAUUUAUCGUAUCAUUAUGUCAUAUCAAAAUUUUUCUUUCAACAUUCUGAUUUGUUUUCAAUAUUGAAUACAUUUAAUCUAUUUAGUGAAUUGUAUAAACCAAGUAUCGAAAACUUGUACUUGACGAAGUCAAUCACAUCAAGAAGAAAAUAUUUGGUAGGCCAUGCAUUAUGCAAUGCACGCAAGCGAAAAUAGGACUAUGUAAUGGAAGAUUUAUUUUCAUAAAAUAGGUUUUUAAUCUUUUUUACUUGUGAAUUAUUGUUUGUCUUUUUUUGUUGUAAAUUAUUGUAAAUUAUUGUUAAGUUUUCAAUAAAUACAAAUUAUAGAUAAAACUAUAGUUUUUUUU